UAACCAACCAAGUAAUCUCUCAUCUUCAAUUUUGUCACUCCAAAAACAUCAACAAUGGCGUCGGAAUCCUCUCCAUCUCCGCCACCGGAAUUCCCACCUGUAGACCCAACUAAUUUUGACCUGAUCGUAAUCGGCACCGGAUUGCCCCAAUCAAUCAUCGCCGCCGCCGCUUCAACCGCCGGAAAAUCUGUCCUUCAUCUCGAUCCUAACCCUUUCUAUGGCUCCCAUUUUUCCUCUCUCUCUCCUCCCAACCUUUCCUCAUUCAUUCUCUCUCCUCCUUCUCGACCUUUUCUAUCUUCUACCAUUUCCGAAGAAUUCGAUGUACUUUCUCUAACUUCUCGUUCUUUAUACUCGGGGAUCGAGAUCUCUCCUUUACCUAACGAAUUGGAGGCUCUAGCUCAGAGAUUUUGCUUCGAUGUUUCGGGACCUAGGGUUUUAUUCUGCGCUGAUUCAGCGAUUGAUUUGUUGCUUAAAUCUGGUGUUAGUCAUUAUAUGGAGUUUAAGAGUGUUGAUGCCGUGUUGUUUUAUGAUGCUGAGAGUUCCACAUUCUCGAAUGUACCAGAUGAUAGAAAUGCCGUUUUCGCAGUUGGGAAUUUGAAAUUGACUGAGAAGACUAAGUUGGGUCUUUUUUUUAAGCUUGUUAGAGAUUAUUUGAGUGGACAAGCAGCUGAUGUUAUUUCAGAUGAAGAUUUAGAGUCUCCUUUUGUUGAUUUUUUGGACAAGAAAUUGCCUCCUAAAUUUAAACGGAUUAUUCUGUAUGCCAUAGCACUUGCAGAAUAUGACCAAGAAAAUUUAGAAGUCUGUAAAGAUUUGCUCAAGACAAAGGAUGGUAUUGGUCGUCUAGCUUUGUAUCAUUCAUCAAAGGGGAGAUUCCCAAAUGCACCAGGUGCUAUGUUAUAUCCUAUGUAUGGCCAAGGAGAGUUGCCACAAGCUUUUUGCCGUCGUGCUGCUGUCAAAGGAUGCAUAUAUGUACUACGAAUGCCAGUAACAGCUUUGCUUGCAGAUAAGGGUAGUGGGAAAUAUAAAGGUGUGCGAUUGGCUUCUGGUCAGGAUAUCUUCAGUCAGCAAUUGCUUAUCGACCCCAAUUUUGAAGUUCCUGAAGCUUUGGCUUUGUCUAGGUUGGGUGGCGAACAAGGAGGCUCUCAGAAUUCCAUCAUAAGAGAUGUGAAAAAGGUGGCAAGGGGAAUUUGCAUUGCAAGGACAUCAUUGAAGGCAGAUGCCUCACAAUCAGAUGCUUCUAACCUUUUGAUAGUGUUUCCCCCGAGAUCUUUGUACCCUGAGCAGGUAACAACAGUCAGAGCUCUCCAACUAUGCAGCAAUUCAGCAGUGUGGCCUGUUGGCAUGUUUGUUUUUCAUCUCUCCACUUUAUGUGAUGAUGCCAGCAAAGGGAAGAAUUUGCUAACUGCUGCAAUGAAUGUUUUAUGUACGCAAUCUAUUUCUGAAACGGACCCUUCUGAAGACCCUAAAGACAAUUCUGCGACUCAGAGUGGUGUUACUGAAGAACAAAAUCCUGCAUUCAUCUGGACUGCCUUGUUUAUCCAGGAAAUAACAGAGGAAUCAGUUCAUACUAUCAGCAUCAGCCCCUCACCUGAUGGAAACUUGAGCUAUAGUAACCUCAUUGAUACUACCGAGAAGAUGUAUCGACAAAUGUUUCCUGGCGAUGAAUUUUUUCCGGAGAUAGCUUCUACUGAUGAACCUGACGCUGCAGAAGACGUGCCUGAAUAGUGGUGAAAUAAUAUGAGAAAAUGUAGCAAAGUGGUAAAAGCUACUUGACUAAAGAAUUGGCAUGGGCUUUGAGUCACUAGAAUAGUUAUUCAAGAAUAGAUGUUUGCUAUUUUUGUUAUGUAUUUCACCAUAAUUUUGAGAGUAUUUUUUUGGUACUUUUUCAAAAAUCUAAACUUUGGGAUUUUUUAAUUUUUAAAGUGGAUUGGAAACAUGAAUUAUUGUUUUAAUCUCUCAGCAAAGUGGUAAAAUACAUUGAUUUUUAUCAAAAGAAAUAAAUAAAUACAUUGACGAAAGUUUGUUUAGUUAUAAAAUUGGUUCUUGGGUUGUCAAAAAUAUAUGCAAUUUGAGAUAGUCUUUUCUUAGAUGGACUAUAUAUCACUUUCAUGGGGAGAAAUUUGGAUUUGGUUUUCGCUAUCUCUUUUCUAUUUUUUUUUUUCUCGGCUUAUCUUAU
Molecule: messenger RNA, 2176 nt
Organism: Amaranthus tricolor (Joseph's coat)
Lineage: Eukaryota; Viridiplantae; Streptophyta; Magnoliopsida; Caryophyllales; Amaranthaceae
Product: rab escort protein 1
Exons: 9
Coding region: 55-1725 (556 amino acids)
Biological process (GO): protein geranylgeranylation; small GTPase-mediated signal transduction; vesicle-mediated transport
Cellular component (GO): cytosol; cytoplasm; nucleus
Molecular function (GO): GDP-dissociation inhibitor activity
Source: RefSeq, a predicted model, not a curated record